Cavia porcellus (domestic guinea pig) is the source of this 1074-nucleotide messenger RNA. It is a transcript of the gene Gngt2, whose product is annotated as G protein subunit gamma transducin 2. The transcript has 4 exons. Gene Ontology annotation, biological process: G protein-coupled receptor signaling pathway. The coding region runs from base 514 to 723 and encodes 69 amino acids. Gene Ontology annotation, molecular function: G-protein beta-subunit binding. Gene Ontology annotation, cellular component: heterotrimeric G-protein complex. NCBI's taxonomy places the organism in Eukaryota, Metazoa, Chordata, Mammalia, Rodentia, Caviidae. The record is from RefSeq and is a predicted model, not a curated record.
AGGGCAGGGCCCCGGCUUCCUUGGGAAGCGCAGAAUGAAUCACCCAGGCUGCAGCCCGGGAGGGCAGGAGAUGGGCCCCCCAAGGGUUCUCAAGCCCUGGAGGGGUCAGGAGAGAAAUGGGGGGCUGACGGCAACAGGAGGAGUUGAGAUGGGCCACUGAGUGGUGCGCAUACCUGUGAUCGCAGCACUCGGGAGGCUGAGGCAGGAGGAUCGCCCCGAGUUUGAGGCCAGCCUGGGCCACACAGUGAGACUCUGUUUUGCCUCCCUCCCGCCCCCCAAAAAUGGAACUGACCAAGUCUUCGGGCAGAGGAUGGCGUCCCUCUGUGGCCCAGGCAGGCAGGCUUAGCCCCUUGAGCCGUGAUCGGCUUAGGCCCGGAAUCCGCCCAGGCCAGCUGCCUUAUCCGGGAUCUCACGGGCAGCAGCUGCCCUGCGGCGUCCUGGCUGAAUCUUGACCGGGCCCAGGCAGUGACUGACAGCCCCAGCGCUUGUCCCCGCAGGUCUCUCCAGGCCGCCAUGGCCCAGGACCUCAGCGAGAAGGAGCUGCUACGGAUGGAGGUGGAACAGCUCAAGAGGGAGGUGACCACCCCGAGGGCCCCGAUCUCCAGGACGGGGAAGGAGAUCAAGGAGUACGUGGAGGCCCAGGCGGAGCGCGACCCCCUCCUCAGGGGCGUCCCAGAGGACAGGAACCCCUUUAAGGAGAAGGGCGGCUGCCUGCUGAGCUGACACCCAGCCCUGCACCCUGCUCUGGGCCACCGUCCUGGGGCCGGGGACCCAGCACCUGCUCCCCUCUGAGGCACAGCAGGAAUCCAGGGGCCUGAGGAGCACAUCCAGGGCCGCACACUCCACCCUUCCCCCUUCCCGCCUGAGCAUCCCCAGCACCCCACUGGGAGACGCCUAGAAGAGUCUGUGGGCUGAGCUGCCGCAGGUGGCAGGGGUGAACACCCACAAGCUGGGCCUGGCAAUGCACACCUGCAACACAAGCUGUCUUUUUCUGGUAGGCUGAGGCAGGAGGAUCUCAAGUCCUACCUAGGCAACUUAGCACAACCCUUUCUCAAAAUAAAAAAUAAAAAGGUC